Molecule: messenger RNA, 4081 nt
Organism: Poecilia reticulata (guppy)
Lineage: Eukaryota; Metazoa; Chordata; Actinopteri; Cyprinodontiformes; Poeciliidae
Source: RefSeq, a predicted model, not a curated record
GUCUUGGGGGGAGUGUCUGCGUGAACGGGAGUCACAACUCUGGUGUGCUAUAGUCUGAGUCUGAGGGUAAAACGAGGAGAACGAGCAGACGUAGCUGUUGCUACUUGUGCCGUCCGCUGAAGCCGCGCGGUGACGCUCGCCACAUCCGAGCCCCUCUCCUGUUGGACUCAGCCGGAGCUCUCUGCCGCUCUGAGCUGCCGCUGGCUCCUGAGUGUGCGCGUCUGUGAACCGGAUGCCGCGAAGAUGUGCUCGCUGAGGGGUGACUGAUGAGAACCGGCGCUCCGGUGUGGAUGGUGACCCCCCUGUGUCCGUGCCACCGCUACUCGGGGAGAUUUGGGCGCCUGGCGUUUCCACGACGACUAUAAUGGGCUGCAAUCUGUGCACUUUACAGAAGCGAGAGGAACACUACAAGCUGCUGUACGAGAUUGCACAGGUGAAUGGGAAGGAGUUGUCCAAAUCCAGCCACGAUGAGACUGUGGAGGCCUUCCGAGCUGCCAGGGACCCCGUCGUGGUGCAGGUCAUCAGGCGUACCCCGAGCGGCCGCCCCCACGGCCCCCCUCAGGAAAUCCAUGUGGUGGAUGUGUGCACUCAGACCGACAUCACCUUUGAACACAUCAUGGCGCUGGCAAAGCUCCGGCCUUCAACCCCUCCUGUGCCUGACGUCUGUCCCUUCCUGCUCUCUGACAGCUGUCAUUCCCUUCAUACAAUGGACCAAGAUUACUAUGAAGGUACCGACUACCUCUCCCCCGUCCCAGCUGACGGAGACAGAACGGAGGAGUUUGAGUACGAGGAAGUCGAACUUUGUCGUCUCAGCUGUCAUGAAAAACUAGGCCUCACUCUGUGCUAUCGAACGGACGAAGAGGAGGAUGUGGCCAUCUAUGUCAGUGAGGUCAGCCCCAACAGCAUUGCCGCCAGAGACGGGCGGAUCCGAGAAGGGGAUCGAAUCUUACAGAUAAACGGCACUGAUGUGCAAGACAGAGAAGAAGCAAUGGCUGCUCUCUCCAGUGAUGACUUCAGGAACAUCGUACUACUGGUCGCCCGAAGAUCCGAAGAUGACAAGCCUUCCUGUUCAACAUUUUCUUACUCAAGAGACAGCCUGCCAAGUCUGAAAGAGAGAAAGGAAAACUCAGACCACAACGUCUUAGCCCAAAUCCAGAGACGCCUGUCCCGGUGCCUACGGGACAGUCAGGACUCCCAUUGCACCAGCGGUAGCAAGCGACUGGAGGACAAAGAYGACGAGGACAACGAUGAGUCAGAGGGAGAUCGUUUCCAGCAACUUUUGGAGCUAAAAUGUCAGAUACGCAACAGCGGCGAGUACGACCUUUUCUACAGCCGCCGCAGUACUAUUGAGUGCAGCAUGGCGGAACAGAGYGAUGUGCAACACGAGCUGCGUAUGCUAAACGAGGAGCUACGCAGUAUUGAACUUGAGUGCCAGAACAUUAUGCAGGCCCAUAAGCUGCGCAAGAGUCAGCAAUCUCCCUUAAUGGGACGUUCUGCACCCUCCAUCAAAAGUCAAAGCCCCAAACACGGGGAGUCUGUUAAGGGUAAGCUGGGUGACAUUAAURWGAGGAUGGAAAAGUCUGACAAAGACAGCUCCAGUGCCUACAACACUGCCGAGAGUUCUCGGAGCACGCCCUUGGCCAUGGACCGCUCCCCAGAGCACUCUCUCCAGAGAAUGGUCAGCCUCACCAACCAGAGGAACCUCUAUGGCGGCUUUGCUACCGGCCACUCACCAAGCCCGAGCCCCUUACCGCCCUGCAGAACCCCCGUUCUGGGCAAAAGCAGCAGCCCCGACCACAGUAACCCUUCAGAGUCWGAUCAGACACCUCAGGCUGAGGAGGAGGGUAAAAGAAAGUUAAAGCAGUGCACUUCCCAGAUUCCUUACUUCUCCCCUUCCCACAGUUCCCAGCAGAGGCAGACCAACAUUCCCGCCCAUGCCCGCCACUACCAGAGCUACAUGCAGCUGAUACAGCAGCGUUCAGCUGUUGAGUACGCUCAGAGCCAGCUCAGCCUGCUUAGUGUCUGCAAAGAGCCUCAGAGGCCCAUUAACGAACCCAAGAUGGAGUGGAAAGUCAAGAUUCGCAGCGACGGCACCCGCUACAUCACCAAGAGGCCCGUGAGAGACAAGAUCCUGAGGGAGCGGGCCUUGAAGAUAAAAGAGGAGCGCAGCGGAGGGAUGACGACGGACGACGAUGCAAUGAGUGAGAUGAAGAUGGGGAGGUACUGGAGUAAAGAGGAAAGGAAGCAGCACCUGGUCAGGGCAAAAGAACAGAGGAGAAGACGAGAAUUCAUGCAGCGCAGUCGGCUGGAAAGCUUGAGGGAGAACCCUCAGAGCAGCARCGAAGGUCGAAAGGAAGUCAGUAUUAUAGAGCUCAGCCACAAGAAGAUGCUGAAAAAACGCAAUAAGAAGAUUUUGGACAAUUGGAUGACCAUUCAGGAGCUGAUGACACACGGCACUAAGGCCCCCGAGGGAGCAAAGGUGCACAAUGCCUUCCUCUCAGUCACUACUGUAUAGGACAGAGACGGCCUACAUUCUACCCCAUGUGGUAAAACAUACUUGCCUCGUUCAAUGCGGCAUUUUUAAGUGGACGGUCGGAGGAACACUUUUCACUCUUUGUAUCCCAAAAAGCAUUUUUAAAGAGUUUAUUUGUGGCGUCAUGACAUUUUUGUGAUGUUUUUUCAAAACAAGUUUCUCACAUGAYCUGGGAAACAUGGCGGCAUUUUCUAAGAAACUCUUGACAAUUAUUUUAAUACUUCACUUUGAACAUGUCUAUCUUUUUGAUUCUAUUUUCAUAUUUAUGUUGAACUAUAUAUCUCAUGGUGRUUGUUUGGCAGUAGGUAAUUUUUCCUUUACCUGUGUUUUCAAUGCUGUCUUGGAGUCCACAGAUCUUAUAUGCCUGAGUUCUGGAGCUGAAGCAGAUCCUGUGCUGCUGGCAGGUUUGCUGAAAAUAUGUUUCUCGCCCAAGUACAAAACAGUGCAGUCGGUCAAAGGUUUAACUGAACCACAUUAACAGUUUGAUUAGUAAAGUGCUUUUAAAUUAUGUUAGCAAAUUAAAUUAAGUUGGCAAGUAACAAUCACUUAAAGAGAUUCUUAAAAAUGGUCUUCUGAUGCUGUUUUAGCAUUUUUUUAAAUUUUGCCAUUUAAAUUCCAACUACAAUUUACAUUUUUUCUAUAAGAAAUUAAUAUAUGUAUAGCUACAAAUGUUUUUCAUGCACAGUGCUCUCCACAAUUAUCAGCACCCCYGGUAAAACGAUACUGACUAAUAGAUGUUUAUAAUAAAUUUGGGUCUAGAGGUUUCAGUGACAGUCUUUACCGUAGUUCUGUAACUGUGACUUAUUUUAAAAAUGUUUUACUUUGAUGACAUCCUAAGAUAGUGAAGGGUCUUCAUCAAGUUCUGUUUGUCACAGUUUAAGUUUUAAACUUCUUAAAUUUUUUGUUCUAAUGCUACUGUAGGUAAGCUAAGGCUAGAAGCCAUUUUUUAUUUCCUGGUUUCUAAAAAUCCACACACCCUGCUUUUCAUGAUUGGACAUGGUCUCUUAUCCUCCCCGUUUUGAGGAGUGGUUAAUUAAAAAGCACCAAAGUUUAAAUUAAAAGAAUGAGUCAGUUAUUUUACAGGAGUUCAGAUGGUGUCAAUAAUUUCUCAACAUAUGAUAGGUUUUUGCUACUGAAUGAUUAUAGUUAAAUCUGAUAUUUGGGGUUUGUGUGUGUGUAUCAGGUUUUUAUAUCCUUAUGGGUACCUAGAUCUUUCUACAAUGUAGGGUUAUGGGGACCGUUGCUCCUUGUGGGGACAUUUUCUUGGUCCCCAUGAGGGAAAUUGUUGUUUUUGGGUUAUUGGUUAGGUAUGUGAUGGUUAGGAUUAUGGUAAGGGUUAGGCUGUAGAAAUUAAUGGAAGACAAUGCGAAGUCCUCACAAGUGAUGAAAACUUGACUGUGUGUGUGUAUAAUUAUUUUUCUGCAAUCUUAAUAAAUUCGGGUUAAAGAUUUUGGUAAGUCUUUACGUGGGGUGCCAGUAACUGUGAAAAGCAACAAAUCUUUUCAAACAAACUAGAUUUGCACUCAGCUUUAAUCUCCUUAAAAAAAA